GGCUGUGGGUGUGAGUGUGCGUGUGGCUGUGGCUGUGGGUGUGAGUGUGCGCGCGCGGGCGGCGGGGAAGCAGGAAGUCCCCGCGGCGGAGCGCACACGGACAUGUUUGAUCGCCGCCGUGACAGGACGCGCGCGGGCGAGGGAGCGGCGGCCGGGGCUGGGCCGCGGGCCUAGGGCUCCGGCGGACACGGGCUCCCUCCCGGCCACAGGUUCGGCGAGCCCCGCUCGGCUCCUAUGUUUGUUCCGCGUCCCCCCAGUAUCGUUGCACUGAUUGGCGGAGACACAGAGAAGUAGAUGUCCACACCCACAGACCCUGGCGCGAUGCCCCACCCGGGGCCUUCGCCGGGGCCCGGACCCUCUCCCGGACCGAUUCUCGGACCUAGUCCGGGGCCUGGGCCGUCCCCAGGUUCCGUCCACAGUAUGAUGGGGCCAAGUCCCGGACCUCCAAGCGUCCAACACCCUAUGCCUACGAUGGGGUCUGCCGACUUCCCACAGGAGGGCAUGCAUCAAAUGCACAAGCCCAUGGACGGCAUGCACGACAAGGGGAUUGUGGAAGACAUCCACUGCGGGUCCAUGAAGGGCACCGGCAUGCGACCGCCUCACCCGGGGAUGGGCCCACCCCAGAGCCCGAUGGACCAACACAGCCAAGGCUACAUGUCGCCGCACCCGUCUCCCCUGGGAGCCGCAGAGCACAUCUCCAGCCCUAUGUCGUCGGGAGGCGGCCCCACCCCACCCCAGAUGCCACCGAGCCAGCCCGGGCCCCUCAUCCCCGGCGACCCGCAGGCCAUGAGCCAGCCCAGCAGAGGCCCCUCGCCUUUCAGUCCCGUCCAGCUGCACCAGCUGCGGGCUCAGAUUUUAGCUUAUAAGAUGCUGGCCCGGGGCCAGCACCUCCCCGAGACGCUGCAGCUCGCGGUCCAGGGGAAGAGGACGUUGCCUGGCAUGCAGCAGCAGCAGCAGCCGCCGCCGCCGCCCCAGCCGCAGCCGCCGCCCCAGCCGCAGCAGCCACAGCAGCAGGCCCUCGUGAACUUCAACAGGCCAGCUGGCCCCGGGCCGGAGCUGAGCGGCCAGAGCACCCCACAGAAGCUGCCCGUGCCCGCGCCCAGCGGCCGGCCCUCGCCCGCGCCCCCCGCAGCAGCCCAGCCGCCCGCAGCCGCAGUGCCCGGGCCCUCGGUGCCGCAGCCUGCGCCUGGGCAGCCCUCGCCCAUCCUGCAGCUGCAGCAGAAGCAGAGCCGGAUCAGCCCCAUCCAGAAACCGCAAGGCCUGGACCCCGUGGAGAUUCUGCAGGAGCGGGAGUACAGACUCCAGGCUCGCAUAGCUCACAGGAUACAAGAACUGGAAAACCUGCCUGGCUCUCUGCCACCAGAUUUACGAACCAAAGCAACCGUGGAACUGAAAGCGCUUCGGUUACUCAAUUUCCAGCGUCAGCUGAGGCAGGAGGUGGUGGCCUGCAUGCGGCGGGACACAACCUUGGAGACGGCUCUCAACUCCAAGGCGUACAAGCGGAGCAAGCGCCAGACCCUGCGGGAAGCCCGCAUGACGGAGAAGCUGGAGAAGCAGCAGAAGAUCGAGCAGGAGAGGAAGCGCCGGCAGAAGCACCAGGAAUACCUGAACAGUAUUUUGCAACAUGCGAAAGAUUUUAAGGAGUACCAUCGUUCCGUGGCCGGAAAGAUCCAGAAGCUUUCCAAAGCAGUGGCGACGUGGCAUGCCAACACGGAGAGGGAGCAGAAGAAAGAGACAGAGCGGAUCGAGAAGGAGAGGAUGCGCAGACUGAUGGCUGAAGACGAAGAGGGCUACAGGAAACUGAUCGAUCAAAAGAAGGACAGGCGUUUAGCUUACCUUUUACAGCAGACCGAUGAGUACGUGGCCAACCUGACCAGCCUGGUGUGGGAGCACAAGCAAGCCCAGGCGGCCAAGGAGAAGAAGAAGAGGAGGAGGAGGAAGAAGAAGGCCGAAGAGAAUGCAGAGGGAGGAGAGUCUGCCCUGGGACCGGAUGGAGAGCCGAUAGACGAGAGCAGUCAGAUGAGUGACCUUCCUGUCAAAGUAACUCACACAGAAACCGGCAAGGUCCUGUUUGGACCAGAAGCACCCAAAGCAAGUCAGCUGGACGCCUGGUUGGAAAUGAACCCUGGCUAUGAAGUUGCCCCCAGGUCCGACAGCGAAGAGAGUGAUUCUGAUUAUGAGGAGGAGGAUGAGGAGGAGGAGUCCAGUCGGCAGGAAACGGAAGAGAAAAUACUUCUGGAUCCGAACAGUGAAGAAGUCUCUGAGAAGGACGCUAAGCAGAUCAUUGAGACGGCCAAGCAGGACGUGGAUGAUGAGUACAGCAUGCAGUGCAGUGCCAGAGGCUCCCAGUCCUACUACACGGUGGCCCACGCCAUCUCCGAGAGGGUGGAGAAGCAGUCUGCCCUCCUCAUCAAUGGGACCCUGAAGCACUACCAGCUCCAGGGCCUGGAAUGGAUGGUCUCCCUGUAUAAUAACAAUCUGAACGGGAUCUUAGCUGACGAAAUGGGCCUGGGCAAGACCAUACAGACCAUUGCACUCAUCACUUACCUGAUGGAGCACAAACGGCUCAAUGGCCCCUAUCUCAUCAUCGUGCCCCUUUCGACGCUGUCUAACUGGACAUAUGAAUUUGACAAAUGGGCUCCUUCUGUGGUGAAAAUUUCUUACAAGGGCACCCCUGCCAUGCGCCGCUCCCUGGUCCCCCAGCUGCGGAGUGGCAAGUUCAACGUCCUCCUGACAACCUACGAGUACAUUAUCAAAGACAAGCACAUCCUUGCAAAGAUCCGGUGGAAGUACAUGAUCGUGGACGAGGGCCACCGGAUGAAGAACCACCACUGCAAGCUGACCCAGGUCCUGAACACUCACUACGUGGCCCCCAGGAGGAUCCUGCUGACCGGGACCCCGCUGCAGAACAAGCUCCCGGAGCUCUGGGCGCUCCUCAACUUCCUGCUCCCCACCAUCUUCAAGAGCUGCAGCACCUUCGAGCAGUGGUUCAAUGCUCCGUUCGCCAUGACAGGAGAAAGGGUGGACUUGAAUGAAGAAGAAACUAUAUUGAUCAUCCGGCGUCUACAUAAGGUUUUGCGUCCAUUUCUACUGAGGAGACUGAAGAAGGAAGUGGAAUCCCAGCUUCCAGAAAAGGUUGAAUACGUGAUCAAGUGUGACAUGUCAGCUCUGCAGAAGAUCCUGUAUCGCCACAUGCAAGCCAAGGGGAUCCUCCUCACAGAUGGUUCUGAGAAAGAUAAGAAGGGGAAAGGUGGUGCUAAGACACUCAUGAACACUAUCAUGCAGCUGCGAAAAAUCUGCAAUCACCCCUAUAUGUUUCAGCACAUUGAGGAAUCGUUUGCUGAACACCUGGGAUACUCGAAUGGGGUCAUCAAUGGGGCUGAGCUGUAUCGGGCCUCGGGAAAGUUUGAGCUACUUGAUCGUAUUCUGCCAAAAUUGAGAGCGACUAACCACCGCGUGCUGCUUUUCUGCCAGAUGACGUCGCUCAUGACCAUCAUGGAGGAUUACUUUGCUUUUCGGAACUUCCUUUACCUGCGCCUGGACGGCACCACCAAGUCUGAAGAUCGUGCUGCUCUGCUGAAGAAAUUCAACGAGCCCGGGUCCCAGUAUUUCAUUUUCUUGCUGAGCACGAGAGCGGGAGGCCUGGGCUUAAACCUCCAGGCCGCCGACACCGUGGUCAUCUUUGACAGCGACUGGAACCCUCAUCAGGACCUGCAAGCCCAGGACCGGGCCCACCGCAUCGGCCAGCAGAACGAGGUGCGGGUGCUGCGGCUCUGCACGGUGAACAGCGUGGAGGAAAAGAUCCUGGCCGCCGCCAAGUACAAGCUCAACGUGGAUCAGAAGGUGAUCCAGGCGGGCAUGUUCGACCAGAAGUCUUCGAGCCACGAGCGGAGGGCGUUCCUGCAGGCCAUCCUGGAGCACGAGGAGGAGAAUGAGGAAGAAGACGAAGUCCCGGACGACGAGACUCUGAACCAAAUGAUCGCUCGGCGAGAAGAAGAAUUUGAUCUUUUCAUGCGCAUGGACAUGGACCGGCGCAGGGAGGAUGCCCGCAACCCGAAGCGCAAGCCCCGCCUCAUGGAGGAGGACGAGCUGCCCUCCUGGAUCAUUAAGGACGACGCGGAAGUGGAGCGGCUCACCUGUGAGGAGGAGGAGGAGAAGAUAUUUGGGAGGGGCUCCCGCCAGCGCCGGGACGUGGACUACAGCGACGCCCUCACGGAGAAGCAGUGGCUGCGGGCCAUUGAAGACGGCAAUUUGGAAGAAAUGGAAGAGGAAGUACGGCUUAAGAAACGAAAAAGACGAAGAAAUGUGGAUAAAGAUCCCGCCAAAGAAGAUGUGGAAAAAGCUAAGAAGAGACGGGGUCGCCCUCCCGCAGAGAAGUUGUCACCAAAUCCCCCCAAACUGACAAAGCAGAUGAAUGCUAUCAUCGAUACUGUGAUCAACUACAAAGACAGGUGUAACGUGGAGAAGGUGCCCAGUAAUUCUCAGUUGGAAAUAGAAGGAAACAGUUCAGGGCGACAGCUCAGUGAAGUCUUCAUUCAGUUACCUUCAAGGAAAGAAUUGCCAGAAUACUAUGAAUUAAUUAGGAAGCCGGUGGAUUUCAAAAAAAUAAAGGAAAGGAUUCGGAACCACAAGUACCGGAGCCUGGGCGACCUGGAGAAGGACGUCAUGCUGCUCUGCCACAACGCGCAGACCUUCAACCUGGAGGGCUCCCAGAUCUAUGAAGACUCCAUCGUCUUACAGUCGGUGUUUAAGAGCGCGCGGCAGAAAAUUGCCAAAGAGGAGGAGAGCGAGGACGACAGCAACGAAGAGGAGGAGGAGGAAGACGAAGAGGAAUCGGAGUCGGAAGCAAAGUCUGUUAAGGUGAAGAUCAAGCUCAAUAAAAAAGACGAGAAAGGUCGGGACAAGGGAAAAGGCAAGAAAAGGCCAAAUCGAGGAAAAGCCAAACCUGUGGUGAGCGACUUCGACAGCGACGAGGAGCAGGAUGAGAACGAACAGUCAGAAGCAAGCGGGACUGAUGACGAGUGAUGGAUACGGACCUUGUCCCAACAAAUUCCUUCCUCCCCUCUCACUUCUACCCAGUGAGUUCGUUUGUGGUAUGGGCGCUGGGCUGUUUCUAUAUCAUCCUCAUCACCUACACACUAGCUUUAGGAUAGUGCCAGACAAACAUAUGCUAUCAUGGUGUAAAAAAAAACGCGCACACAAAUAUUUGUAACAUAUUGUGACCAAACGGGCCUCAAAGAUUAAAACCAACAAAAUAAAAGCUUUUGAUGGAAAA
This is a messenger RNA of Pipistrellus kuhlii (Kuhl's pipistrelle), 5275 nucleotides long. RefSeq names its product SWI/SNF related, matrix associated, actin dependent regulator of chromatin, subfamily a, member 2 (gene SMARCA2). The record is from RefSeq and is a predicted model, not a curated record. Gene Ontology annotation, molecular function: ATP-dependent chromatin remodeler activity; ATP binding; histone binding. NCBI's taxonomy places the organism in Eukaryota, Metazoa, Chordata, Mammalia, Chiroptera, Vespertilionidae. The coding region runs from base 295 to 5025 and encodes 1576 amino acids. Gene Ontology annotation, biological process: positive regulation of transcription by RNA polymerase II; chromatin remodeling. Gene Ontology annotation, cellular component: RSC-type complex; nucleus. The transcript has 34 exons.